This is a messenger RNA of Beta vulgaris subsp. vulgaris (sugar beet), 2284 nucleotides long. Its product is annotated as FACT complex subunit SSRP1. NCBI's taxonomy places the organism in Eukaryota, Viridiplantae, Streptophyta, Magnoliopsida, Caryophyllales, Amaranthaceae. Gene Ontology annotation, cellular component: FACT complex; nucleus. The record is from RefSeq and is a predicted model, not a curated record. The transcript is spliced from 16 exons. The coding region runs from base 89 to 2011 and encodes 640 amino acids. Gene Ontology annotation, molecular function: histone binding; nucleosome binding; DNA binding.
CCAUAAAAUCUCCGCCCAAUUCUAAUCCAUUUUUCUCACACAUUUCACUCGAGUGUUUUCACUCUGAAAUCUCCGUAAAAGUGUAACAAUGGCGGACGGUCAUCUCUUCAAUAGCGUUUCUCUCGGCGGUCGCGGCGGCAAUAAACAAGGGCAGAUUAGAGUGCAUUCGGGUGGGAUCCUGUGGAAAAAGCAGGGUGGUGGGAAAGCUGUUGAAGUUGACAAGAGUAAUAUCUCUGGGUUAUUCUGGAUGAAGGUGCAAAGAACGAAUCAACUUGGAGUUCGGAGUAAAGAUGGGGUGUACUAUAAAUUUACUGGCUUCCGGGAUCAGGAUGUUGCCACUCUGACAAGUUUCUUCCGAAGCAGUUAUGGAAUUACCCCUGAAGAGAAACAGCUUUCUGUUAGUGGGCAUAAUUGGGGAGAUGUUGAGUUCAGUGGGAAUAUGUUGGCUUUUAAGGCUGGUUCAAAACAAGCUUUUGAGCUGUCUUUAGCUGAUGUCUCACAAACUCAGAUGCAAGGAAAAAAUGAUGUUCUAUUGGAGUUCCAUGUGGAUGAUGCAACUGGUGCCAAUGAGAAAGAUUCGCUUAUGGAGAUCAGUUUUCACAUACCAAAUUCUAACACCCAGUUUGUUGGUGAUGAAAAUCGCCCUUCAGCUCAAGUUUUCCACGAUAAGAUCAUGUCUAUGGCUGAUGUUGAUGCGGAAGAGGCUGUUGUCACAUUUGAUGGUAUUGCUAUCCUUACUCCGAGGGGUCGGUAUAGUGUUGAACUACAUCUUUCAUUUUUACGUCUGCAAGGACAAGCUAAUGAUUUUAAAAUCCAAUACAGCAGUGUUGUUCGUCUAUUCUGUCUCCCUAAGUCGAAUCAGCCACAUACUUUUGUUGUUAUCACUCUUGAUCCUCCAAUUCGUAAAGGGCAAACUCUGUACCCACAUAUUGUGAUGCAGUUUGAGACCGACUAUGUGGUUGAAAGCACCCUCUCAUUGAGUGAGGAACUUUUGUUAACCAAGUACAAAGAUAAGUUGGAAUCUUCUUACAAGGGUCUAAUCCAUGAUGUAUUUACAAACAUAUUACGUGCACUAUCUAGCGCCAAGGUUACUAGGCCUGGAAAAUUCCGCAGCUGCCAAGAUGGCUAUGCUGUCAAGUCAUCACUGAAAGCUGAAGACGGAAUUCUGUACCCACUUGAGAAGAGCUUUUUCUUCUUGCCCAAGCCUCCAACCCUUAUUCUUCAUGAGGAGAUUGAUUAUGUGGAGUUCCAGAGGCAUGUUGUUGCGGGGUCCAAUAUGCAUUAUUUUGAUCUCCUUGUAAAAUUGAAGACAGACCAGGAACAUCUCUUCCGGAAUAUCCAGAGGAGUGAAUAUACCAACUUGUUUGAUUUCAUCAGCGCUAAGGGCUUGAAAAUCGUGAAUGCAGCAGAUGGUGCCAAUCAACCUUCCAUUGCACCUCUGAGUAGUGAUGAUGAAAAUGUUGAUCCUCAUAUGAAUAGAAUAAAGGAUGCACAAGAUGAGAGUGAUGAAGAGGACGAAGAUUUUGUUCUAGACAAGGAUGAUGGAGGUUCACCAACUGAUGAUUCUGGAGAAGAUCAUUCCGAUGGUAGUGUUAGUGGUGAUGAAAAAGAGAAGCCCGCCAAGAAAGAAAAGAAGGAUCCAGCAUCAUCGAAAGCUUCUUCAAGCAAGAAGAAACCUAAAGAUGGAGAUGAAGAUGAAGAUGAAGAUGGAUCGAAGAAGAAAAAACCAAAGAGGAAAAAGGAUCCAAAUGCACCAAAGAGGGCAAUGUCUGGAUUUAUAUUCUUUUCUCAAGCUGAACGGGAGAACACAAAGAAAGAUAACCCGGGAAUUGCAUUUUUAGAUAUAGGGAAGGUUCUUGGGGAGAGAUGGAGGAAUAUGUCAGCCGAGGAAAAAGAACCUUAUGAGGCAAAAGCUCGUGCUGACAAGAAGCGAUACCUUGCUGCGCUUGAUGACUACAAGAAUGCGCUUGCUGCAAUUUCGUACUCGGGGGACGAAUCUGACAGUCCUUAAGAGUAAUCGAUAUUCUCCUUUGAAUGUGGAUGUAUGUUGCUUUAUAAGAAUACAUUCCAUAGUUGUGUUCUUUUGUUCAGGUCAAGUAUAUGUUAAUCAACCAAGCAACCGGUCUCAUUUUGAGCUUGCAGGGUGGUGUAGAAGCAUGAGUUCCUGUAUUUUGAGCUCUCGAGCAUUUUAGGUCACUAUUAACAAUGCUCCUCUUCUGAGUUCUGCCCUAACCAAUUUGUGCUCAAUGGAUGCCAAUUAAAAUGGGAAUAUAUUAUUCUGAAA